Molecule: messenger RNA, 826 nt
Organism: Ruditapes philippinarum (Manila clam)
Lineage: Eukaryota; Metazoa; Mollusca; Bivalvia; Venerida; Veneridae
Product: cerebellin-3-like
Exons: 4
Coding region: 45-746 (233 amino acids)
Molecular function (GO): protein binding
Source: RefSeq, a predicted model, not a curated record
UACCUGCUGGUGAUUUUAUAUACUCUAAAAUUGAAACGUUAGCCAUGUUUUUCUUACUCCUCUUGUUUAUUUGCAUCUCUCCCAGCAAAAGUUUAGAAGUAACUGAUGGUAUAUUUUCUGCACUUGUAGAGAAGUUGUCUACACUAGAUGAAACAGUCCAGAGACAAGAGAAAGUAAACAAUGAACAGGAUGAGAUCAUCAGAUAUUUGACGAAUCAAAACGAAGAGUUGCUAAAACGGCUGAAUGAUAAAGAAGUAUUGUUAAAACAGUUGGACAAAGAAAGCACGAUAGAUGAAAGAAGACGAUUUGUACUGAACAGUGAAGGUCCAGUCGCGUUCUCUGCGGUGAUAGAUCCAACUGUAGUCGACCACACGAAGGCAAACACGGCUAUAAAGUUCGAGACAAUCUUGACGGAAUAUGGAGGUGGUUAUAACAAUGAUACUGGAAUAUUUGUGGCCCCCAAUACUGGAUUAUAUCUUCUAUCAUGCUCCAUGUUAGACCAUACACCUAAAGGAGGUCAUGGUGGUGUCAUGAUUCACGGCGAAAUCAUGAGAAACCAUGAUGUAUUGGCUCGAGUUUUUGCACAUGCUGAGACCACGUACAGGGAUCAGGGGGCUAACACAAUCAUUGCUACGUUGACAAGAGGUGACCAGGUAUGGGUUAGAACAGUGGACAACAGUGACCUAGGACUUGGUGGAUCCAGAUAUACGUCAUUCUCGGGAUAUCUGCUGUGGCAAUUGUCAUAAAAUCGUACAUAGUCGAGUACAUAAUGUGCAACGUUGGUAUCUUAUUUUAUAAAACAAAAAAUAAAAUAUCAUGAAAGUUA